This is a messenger RNA of Cololabis saira (Pacific saury), 2178 nucleotides long. RefSeq names its product calcium-activated potassium channel subunit beta-2-like. The transcript has 5 exons. Gene Ontology annotation, biological process: detection of calcium ion; potassium ion transport. Gene Ontology annotation, cellular component: voltage-gated potassium channel complex; membrane. Gene Ontology annotation, molecular function: calcium-activated potassium channel activity; potassium channel regulator activity. The record is from RefSeq and is a predicted model, not a curated record. Lineage: Eukaryota; Metazoa; Chordata; Actinopteri; Beloniformes; Belonidae. The coding region runs from base 340 to 1047 and encodes 235 amino acids.
GAUGUGCAGCAAAUAUAGCAACAUGCAUGCAGCCACUUAUCCAGGGGUCCAGUGGAAAGUCAUUGUGCCGGACCAUCUCCCUCUGAAGCAUGACAGCAUUGUACAAGGAACUCAUAUUACGAGUGCAGGUAUGGCAGGCAUCCCAUUCACUUGGGGUAAGAGUUUAAAUAAGAGGUAGCCAGCUGCUGUCCUUCGCAGAACAGACUUCGCUGUAGAGCCACUGCUGACAGUUGCAGCCCCGAGUCCGGAUUAUCACGACAGGCCGGUGAGCAGAGGACUUUCCAAAGGUCUUAUCGUUCUGAUCCUGCAAGCAAAGGAGGACGCGCUUCAUCAGGAAAGAUGUUUCUCAUGGCAGGGAAGAGUGCUGGAGGCCUGGGGAGAGGAAAUGAGAGGAGGUCAAUUUAUCAGAAAUUUCGUGAGGUGGACAUAUUGGACAAAAAGAAGACGGUAACAGCUCUGAAGCCUGGAGAGGACCGGGCUAUUCUCCUGGGCCUGGGAAUGAUCCUGUCCUCGGCCGUGAUGUACUUCGUCCUGGGGAUCACCACGCUGCGCUCCUACGCAGACAGUGUUUGGACAGAGGAGGGUGUGUGUGUUGUUCUCAACUCCACGGUCACAGCAGACAUGAACUGUUCCUACAACUGCGGAUCCGACUGCUGGAGAGUUUCCAAGUACCCCUGCCUGCAGGUCUACGUGAGCGUCAAUGACACGGGCCGUGUCAGCCGUUUAUCUCACAACGAGGAGACGCAGGACGCCAGCUCUGAAUGCGUGUACGUGCCCCGGUGCCAGAAGGACAGCGCGGCCAUGCACGUCCUGGUGGUGAACAUUUCGGAGCGUCUGAAGGUGAACCAGCACGUCACCUGCUACUACGACCCCAGCGAGCAGCAGGAGAGCGUCCUCCUGACCCGGCUGUACGACCACGCCGUGGUCUUCCAGGCGCUGCUCUGGCCCUCCUGCGUGCUGGUGGGAGGAGCGCUCAUCAUCGUGAUGGUGCGGCUCACGCAGUACCUCUCCAGACUCUGUGAGGAGAUCGGGAAGAUCAAGAGGUGAACGAUUGUGGCAAGCACGUGGCGGCGCGCCGAUGGGCCUCCAACAUGAACGGGAACGCUUCCUCCGCCUGACCUCUUGCAGACGUCCCUCCUCGGCUGAGACACGGAGGACAGCACACGUCCACCGUGCGGAGAGGACGGGUCUUUUUAUGAAACUGAAACGAUUGUUCCAGGGCAAAAACUGUAGGACAUGUCACUGGGUGCUGGAUAUGAAAGAAAACAUGGCAAUUUACAUUAUGUUUUUUUCUGUAUUUGUUUGCAGGGAUUCUGAUAUUUAUGACGAUUCUACUUUUUUUUUUGCAGUCAAUGUGAAAAAGAUGUGUCCUGUCUUUUCUCUCAGCUUCAUUUUUAAUUACACUCUUUUUUGUUAAUAUAGAUCCAUUUUCAUUUCAAACAGGUGAUUGCAAUCACGAUUUCGUACAAAACCAAUGUCCAUGGAAAGCGGAGUCUCUGAGGAGCACAGAUCUGCACUUUUAUAUUAGGUGCAAGAGAAAAUUAUUGAAAUGCUUCAAAAAGUGAUGGCCUUUACUCAUGAAACACGUGCAGAAAGAAGUUUCGGCCUUCAUAAAAAUGUUAGUUGUUCUAAACUUUUCAUAUGUGCAGACAAACUUUGCCUCUGACCAAACGUAGAGCUUGUUACAACGUGAAUCCAUUAUAUUGACCAUUAUUUUCACAAUAUGCAGAUACUUUUAGAAUGCGUUUUAAACCUAAAAUUCACAUGAUGUUAAAGUAUUGUAAGCCAUUUGAGGGAACAUGUUAUUAAGUGCUUGUUAUACUUUUAUACUUUUAUGAGAAUGAUAAUUUCACUUUUCCAUUCACAUUAUUUCUAUAGCGACAAGUCACAAAUGAAGUCGAUAAAUAUCACAGAGAAAAACACUGAUGUCUGUUUUAAAAAAGAAAAAAAGUCCUGUUUUAAGCUGGUAAUUCUGAGCAAUGGUACAAUUUUGAAAAUGUUCCUGCAUUUUGAUACAAUUUGUAUUAUUUUAUAUCCACUAUAAAUGACAGCAGAUAAAAUGUGGUCUGUCAGUAAAAACCUGUUUUAACCUUCUAAGACCUGUGUUAGGGUCUGAGACCCAUGUUGGGGUGUCUAAACCACGAUAUUUAAUUAUGUUUAUGGUGCCAAGAAAUAAAA